AUGGAGGAUGGUAUAAUGGAUGAUGGUGGACUUGAGGGAUGCAUCGAAGAAAUGAGAGAGUUGGCCAAGGAUAAAUCACCAUAUCUUGGUAUGGAGUUUCCAUCGGAAGAAGCUGCAUAUGAGUUUUAUAAUGAAUACGGAAGAAUUGUGGGGUUUAGUAUUAGAAGAGAUUAUUGUAACAAAAGCAAGAAAGAUGGUGUUAUGACUAGUAGAAAGUUUGUUUGUUGUAAGGAGGGAGAGAGGGAAAAAGAUAAACAGUACACGAUGAUAAAAAAUCCUCGAAGUGAGACAAGAACAAAUUGUAAUGCAUUCAUGCAUAUAUCUUUUAAGCGAGACUUGUCGAAGUGGACUGUGUCAAAGUUUGAUAGCAACCACAACCACCCUUUGCAUCUUCCUCAAUGUACUCAUUUGAUGCCAUCUCAGAGAAAGGUAUGUGAUGCUCAGGGUAUAAAUAUUGAUAUAGCUGAUGAGACUGGAAUAUCUCUUAAGGCUUCGCAUGAUCUUAUUAGUGCUAUAGCAGGAGGGAAGGAAUUUGUAGGUUCACACGGGAGGAUCAGAAAACCUACUUACGUGCAAAAAGAUAGCGAAACUUGCAGUAUGGUGAAGCAGGGAAUGAUAACAGAUUAUGGGCUUUUCGGUGAUGUGGUGUCAUUCAACACAACUUUUAGAACAAAUAAGGAGUACCAUCCACUUGCUUUAUUUUCUGGCUUUAACCACUUUAGAAUGACAGUGAUUUUUGGUGCAACAUUAUUGUAUGAUGAAGCUACAGAGUCAUUUGAAUGGUUAUUUGAAACUUUUUUGGAUACAAUGUCAAGAAAAAAGCCUAUUAGUUUUUUCACAGACCAAGAUCAAGCGAUGGCUAAGGCAAUUUCACAAAUCAUGCCUGAGGUUUUUCAUGGGUUGUGCACUUUUCACCUAAUGCAAAAUGCUUUAAAGCAUUUAGGUUACUUGUUCAAGAGUGGUUCAAAAUUUAGUAGCGAUUUAAAAGCUUGCAUUUAUGACUACGAGAAUGAGCAUGAAUUAAUUGAAACUUGGAAUUCUUUGAUUGAUAAAUACAACUUGCAAGAGAAUGAGUGGAUGAAAAGAACUUGGAGAAAAAGAGAGCAAUGGGUUGCGAGUUUGUACAUCCCUCCUAUCUUUGAUUUAUUUCAUUAUGAGUUGGAUACAUCCCUUUGUUGUCAAGUGAAGCAAUUCCAUGAGUUAGAAGGAGAAGUUAAGUGCGUGAUUGGCUUGUAUGGUAAUGAUGAAGAGUACAUUGUUGAGGGUAGGGUGGAAGUUACUGGGCUAAGAGGAGAAAAAGCUGUCGAGAAAUACAUUGUACUUGUAAGAAAUUUGAGAACUUCGGAAUUUUAUGUAGUCAUGCAAUCAAAGCACUUGAUAGAACAUGCAAUCAAAUCACUUGAUAGAAUGAAUGCUAUGGAAAUUCUCGAAAUGUAUAUAUUAGGCCAAUGGAGAUUGGAUGCAAAAGAUUGUGAAGUUGAAAAGAAAAAUGUCAUAGUGGAUGAGAAUGAUCCAAAGUUGUUCAUAUUAGCACGUUAUAGAGAUCUUUGUCCAAGAAUGGUGAAACUAGCAACUCAAGCAUCUAUGCACAAACCUUCCUAUCAAUUGGUUGAUGAAGGGAUUAAGGAAUUGUGUGUAAAAGUAAAUAAUAUGAUGAAGGGAGUUGGAAAUUUUGGUACCAAAGAAUUAGAUGCGGAUGACCCCAACUUUGCACAAGUUAAGGGCAUAAAGAAGAAAGAUGUUGGACACAAAGGGAGGGGUAGAUUGAAACCUUGGCAUGAGAUGAUGAAUAAGAAGACAAAAGUUAUUUCACAACCAACCCGCCUUAGUAAGACUAUUGGUCAAUCAAGCAACACUACAAAUGUUCAAAAUUCAUCCUCAAGCCAACAACAGAUUAUUGGUCAAUCAAGCAAUAUCACAAAUGUUCAAAAUUCAUCUUUAAGUCAACCACAGAUACUAGCAUUACUCUUGGGGUUAAGUCAAAAAGUAGCAAACCUUCCAUGGGGCAAUGAAUAA
This is a messenger RNA of Camellia sinensis, 2016 nucleotides long. Lineage: Eukaryota; Viridiplantae; Streptophyta; Magnoliopsida; Ericales; Theaceae. The record is from RefSeq and is a predicted model, not a curated record.